Molecule: messenger RNA, 1736 nt
Organism: Culex pipiens pallens (northern house mosquito)
Lineage: Eukaryota; Metazoa; Arthropoda; Insecta; Diptera; Culicidae
Product: zinc finger protein 331-like
Exons: 4
Coding region: 179-1528 (449 amino acids)
Cellular component (GO): nucleus
Source: RefSeq, a predicted model, not a curated record
GUGUAAAAGUAAACAAACCUGUUCCGGGGCCUUCCUUCUCACACGCACGCAUCAUGCAGUCAGAUUUUGUCAGAUUUUGUUUCUAAAGUUUCGUCUUGCCAGGAAAAAUCAAUUUUUACGUGCUUGUCCGAGUGUUUCCACGUCGAAAAGUAGUUGAGUGGAUUUGGUGCUUGGCAAGAUGAUGUCGAAUAGCGUAGAAUUUGAGGAGGAAUUCCUCUUUCCUACUCCGGAGCAGUUUUACAAGUCCAACUAUGAGCAGAUCCACAUUUUGUACUCCACGGGGGAUGAACUGCUGGAACCUCCGUCGCUGGAGAUUCUGGACGGGCAGGAGAUGGAGGAAAUCAUCGAUUAUGAACCGCAGGGCGAAGAGGAAUUUCUCCUGGAGUCAGAACAGGACCAAGCCAUUGCAUCGAUCGUUCCAGAACAAGCUUCGGCCGUGUGUUGUUCACUCUGCCUACGGCGUUGUCCACAAGCUGUGGCCAUUCAGUUCGAAACGGCUGCCGAAUGUCAGGAAAAGCUUAAGAAUGUUCUCCACCUGAAGUUGGAACUGGCCACUGAAAACUGUGCCGUUUGUCGAACCUGCUGGAAGCUUGUGGAAACUAUCGCCGAUUUUAAAGAGUGCUGUAUUAAGGCGGCCAAGGGCACCAAAAAGAUUUCCAAGGGUUUGGUCUACCGGGAGGAAACUGACUCCUGGCUGACCGAGGGAACGGCCGACCUCAUUGGCCGCAUGCAACAGACCGUCAAGGGUCACAUGGAAAGAGUCGACCGGGCGGUGAAGACUGUCCCCCGGAAGAAACCAACCAGGAACGUGAUUAUCAUCCCGUUCCCGGAUCCAGCUUUAACAGAGGAGGUCGCUAUGGAAUCAGUGGAAAACGAAGAAUCAAAUAAUACCAUCAAGGAGAUUGUGGUGCGAGAGUGUGGAAAGUGUCAACGCCGUUUCGACACCGAAAGCGGUUUGCGGAUUCAUACGUCGCGCUGCAAGGGCCCGACGGAUGCGGACGAAAGCUGGCACACCUGCUCGGUGUGUUCCGUUUCGUUCAAGGGGGUCGUUCAGCUCAACUAUCACAUGAAUAAGCAUAAAGGGAUCCAACCGUUCAAAUGCCGCAAAUCGUGCGAGAAGACCUUCUACAGUGCCAUGACCCGAAUCAACCACGAAAAGUCCUGCGGCUCGAUUGGCCGCAUCUGUCAGAUCUGCGGCGCCGUGCUCAAAUCCGAGGGAACCCUGAAAAAUCACAUGGCUUACAUCCACGGACACGCCAGCCUCCCGUGUACCAUUUGCAGCCAGCUGUUCAAGUCACAGAAAGCCCUCCGCCGCCACGUGCUGGUCCACUCGGGCGAACGGAAGCACCCCUGCAAUGUGUGCGGCAAGGCGUUCAAAACGAACUACGCGGCCCGGGUCCACAUGCGGAUCCACACCCAGGAAAAGCCCUUCCAGUGCGAGCAGUGUCCGGAGGCGUUCGCGGUCAAGUGUCUGCUCAAGGCGCACGUGACUCGCAUCCACGAGGCCGUCAACUGCGAUGACCUCUAGGGCCUAAACUUCAAAGGUAAAACCAAAUGUUUAUUUACAAUCCGAUCACUUUUUCCUGCGUGUGAGUGUGCAAAGUAUUAAGUCAGCGAAAUCAUUUACGUCCAAUACGGUUCAAGCGAUUUUUGCUUGAAGGUGAGUUUAUCACGUUUAUCAGCUUAACAAUUUUUAAGUGAUAUAAAAAAACAACACACAUUCUGAAAGCACAGUA